Molecule: messenger RNA, 1845 nt
Organism: Scedosporium apiospermum
Lineage: Eukaryota; Fungi; Ascomycota; Sordariomycetes; Microascales; Microascaceae
Product: Cell division control protein
Exons: 2
Coding region: 1-1845 (614 amino acids)
Biological process (GO): mitotic DNA replication checkpoint signaling; DNA replication initiation; cell division
Cellular component (GO): nucleus
Molecular function (GO): DNA replication origin binding
Source: RefSeq, a predicted model, not a curated record
AUGCCUCGCAGCACCCUCGGAAAGAGGACUCGAAGUGGUGUCGAAAAAGAGGCGGUGAUCGAUCCUCCCCGAAAGAGGACUCGCCGGAGCACAGCCAAGUAUGAUGUCGACGACGUCGAGAAUGACGAAAACUACGACCCUCGCAACACGCAGGACGACUCGGAAGAUGAGGACGCCUACCAGCCUUCGCCCACCAAGCGGAUGGUUCGAACCAAGGCCUCGCCUUCCAAACCCGUACCCGUCACUCCUCAGACCCCACGAUUCCGCGAUGCUCUUGGUCGAUCUCCGGCGACUCCCAGGCACGUGGUGAUGUCGGCUGGCAAAUUGUUCAGGCGAUCCACUCCCCACACCCCACUCUCACCUUCUCACGCUCCUACCGUUUACCACACCGCGAGGCAGCUGUUUGCUCGGGGUGCCGAUGCAGGCCAGUUGGUAGGAAGGGAGGAUGAGCGUGCACAGCUUGAGGCUUUUAUGCGGCGACUAAACUCGUCGAACCCCCAUGGCUGCUUGUACGUCAGUGGCCCACCAGGUACCGGAAAGAGUGCCAUGGUUCAGGACACGACCAAGAAGGUUGCCAAUACUACCGAAGUCACAUAUACCUACAUCAAUUGCAUGAGCAUCAAGUCAUCCAAAGAUCUUUAUGCUACGCUUCUGGAUUCGCUGGACCAAGAUAAAACAGCAACGACGGAGGCCGACGCGAUGAAAUGCCUGGAGAAAAUGUUUAUUCAAAAGAGGAAGAAGUCAACGCAGACAUAUCUCGUCGUUCUUGAUGAGAUUGACCACAUUCUAACCAUGGGACUGGAGAGUCUCUACCGCAUGUUCGAGUGGUCUUUGCUGAAGCAGUCACGUCUUGCACUCAUCGGCAUUGCCAACGCCCUCGAUCUUACCGACAGGUUUCUCCCGCGGCUCAAGGCAAAGAACCUCAAGCCCGAUCUGCUCCCGUUCCUUCCGUACACCGCUCCGCAGAUUAGGAACAUUAUCCUUACACGACUGAAGAGCGUUAUCGCAGCGGACUCGACGCAGCCAGACUACGUUCCAUUCAUUCACCCUGCCGCCAUCGAACUCUGCUCCCGAAAGGUGUCGAAUCAGACAGGUGACCUACGAAGAGCCUUUGAGAUCUGCCGGCGUGCACUGGACAUGAUUGAGGCGGAAACGAAGUACAAAUUUGAGCUUGAAGCUAGGGAAACGAUGCUUCAGAUGACCCCAUCACGAAAGGUGCUGGGAGAGACGUGUAACGAAUCAUCUCCCCGCCAGGGUGGACGACCCCAGAGCGUCAGUCAAUUGGUAGCGAGCUCGUUCAAGGCACUCAGCGCUGAGACGGCGCCGCGAGCUUCGAUUUCGCACUUGAACAAGGUCACCUCGGCGGCAUUCAGCAACGGCACGAAUCAACGACUAAAAACUCUGAACCUGCAGCAAAAGGCGGCACUCUGCGCACUGGUAGCUUUCGAAAAGAGGAACAGGGCAAACCAGACGACAACCAACCUGCCAACUCCCUCGAAAUCUGCGACCCUCGCGCCCACGGUGAAGAUGCUUUUCGAUGCCUAUUGCCGGCUCUGCAAGAGCGAUUCAGUCCUUCACCCACUCUCCAGCUCAGAGUUUAGGGAGGUUGUCGGAAGCCUCGAGACUCUUGGUCUCAUCACGGACGUGGAUGGCAAGAAGGGUGGCCUGGUGAUCAACCAAACACCUAGCAGGAGGGGACGAUGGAACGGGUUGGCCAACACGGGAGAAGAGAAGCGGGUGGCUAGCUGCGUUGGAGAAGAGGAGGUUGAGCAAGCAACGGAUGGCAUUGGAGCGGGAAUCUUGAAGAUCAUUCUUAAUGGCGACGCACUGGAGGACGACUACUGA